AUGCAGCAGGCGCAGAAGCCGUCGUCGUGGGAAUAUGAUUUCUCUCGACAGGAUUACUACUACUACGACCCGACGGACAACUGCUACGUUUACCAAAAUCUCGGUCGAGUGUACCCUGGGCAAAGCGAGAACGCACAGAAUGUCUCUACCAGAGUGGAAGGUGGACCACCGGAGCAAAUUACGGAACCACCGGCACUGCGAAGCGGAAUGCGAGCUCAUAGGCGAGUCAGAGGGGGAGCGGGAGAGGCGGAGCGUCUCGAUCCUCGCUACGUCAAACAUUUCCCGGGUCGGGACUUUUACAAAGUUGGGAAGGUAUUCAAAGUCUUGUGGCCUGAGCCUGCGAGCAAUGCAAAUGCAGGAGCGGCGUUUGUCACUGGGGCUUUCAAUGAACCAAUUCACAACAAAAUACGAUGGUUUAUCGUGAUUCGAGAAGGGAGGGAUUGCUGUACAUGCCUGUCAAUACAGACGUACAACCGCCAGGGUGUUGCCAAGCCGGGUGUGGAUAAGACGGAGCAUUCUGUAGUCUACACUGGGUCACGACCUCCCGAGAUUCCGGAAUGGGAAGAUCCGCAUGGAGAAAUGCUUCAGAGCAUUCCUAUUGUGGCGACCGACCCCACCCAAGCCAGAAUGGACGUCAUGUCUCGGCUCAACUAUGCAAAGCCAUAUACGGUAGAGCAUAACGUCAAGUCUCUUGACUAUGGAGUUGUCGCUCCGGGCUGGACUGACUAUUUACGCGAAAAUUUCCUAAGCGUCCUGCAGCGAGACACACUGAGUCUUGCUUCAACGGUUUCCCUGAACCCCGCGCUCGCAUAUUCACCUCAAGAGACUCCGGAAGAAGCAACAUAUCCACCUCAGCAAGGCCAUAGCUCAACGGGAUAUCCGAACGAGCCAUGGCCUUAUCCCCGCCCGGAACCAUAUUCCACCUCACAACCCGAUGAGGAAGUGGUACAUGACCGAGAACGAACCGAACGAAGCAGAAGUCCUCGCCGGCCAAGUGUGGACAAUGCAAUCGAAAAUCACAGACGAAGCCCGUCAGAGAGGCAACAGCCAGCGGUACCAGAUAGGUCAAACUCUUCGCAAAAAGCGUCAGAUCAAGAGCUUCCAGAUGAGACAUCUCCACCACCCAUACAAGACAACCAAACCCAGGGUAAACCAGGCGUGAAAAAGGCCGAAGCACAUGAUCGAGGGCAAGCCCAUUCAGAUUCUGGAUAUCAUACUGGGAAAGGUACAGACACGGAAUCUGUCUGCUCAGACAGGUCGACCGGCAGCUCUCUCGGCAUCCCUACGGAUUUCUUGCAUGAUCUCAUUGCAGACUUAGGGGAUAACCUGAUCGAGAAAGCCGGAGUGCGUGCAUGGGCACCGUGUGCUUUGGCAAGUCAAACUACGGCUGCCAUAGAGCGUCACUUGACCCGUCUUCUGAAAAAUUACGCAAUUGACCUCGAAGACUUUGUUUCGGGAUUGGAUGAGCAUAGUGGUUCCAUGAAGACUCUCGCCGCAUCCAACUCCAGCAUGGAAAAAAGAGCAAUUCGUAUCGUUCGGAGAUAUCGGCCCAAGAUCGCGCUCUAUUUGCUCGAAAAUGCGCUGUCCCCAAGAAGCCCCGAUGCAUCAAUGCUAUCACGCAUCCGAGAGUCGGUUACCCAGCUCUCUUUGCCUGAGAAGUUCAACUUGUUUGUUGAUGAAAAAGAUGAUGACGACGAAGAGGAAGCAAUCUCGAACAUCAGCGCAGCCAUAGAAUUCCUACUCGCUGGGCCACCGUUCGAGAAGUUGAUGACUGAUAUGCGCCGUACCUUGUACUGUGACGAUCAACACCAGAUGCAGCACAUCAAAGAGGUGAUUACAAGCAGUGUCAUUGCGGCCGAGCCUUGUCCCGAGUGUUCUUACAACGGAACGACAGUGGACACUCAAUGCGAACACCACCCUGUGGACCGACUUUGUCGCACAUCGUCCUCGAUCGAAUGGGAUCCCAUUGAGUUUCUGGAAACUCAGUACGGUGAUUCAAGGCCAUCAUUGGGAAAUAUACUUGUUCUGAGUGGCUCAGGCCUCUACGCUCACGCAACCACAUGCGGUGAUUAUCUUCGGUCUGUCUGGCCAUCCAACUGCGAUAUACUUCUGCCUCUGCUUGAAGCAUCGCUUCAAAAAACAAUCGCACAUCUUUCAUUGGAAGACGGAGGAUCCAUCUGCAUCAAAGUGGAGACUAGAUGGCUCGAGAAAAAGAAACAAAACUCUAUCCGAGUCGAACUGGAUGCCACAAUCGAAUUCACUGUUGAGAUUGUGCAACAGAUCUCAUGGCUUGCCGCUGCGCUCAGGGGAGAGCUUUCCGAGGCUGCUGUGUUAUAUUCAGAGCCAGGAAUAACCCAGGAAGCGUCGUUUGAGCAGGGCUCUACCAGCUUCCACAUAUCCGUCGCCCAACGACCUUUGGAAUCCAUCGAAUCAUCAUGCUGGUUUCCUCUUUUCAGCGGCGCCAGAAUCGCUCGCGGAUUUCCCAUUCCAGAUAGGGGCAAUGAAUCAGGUCUGGAAAUCUCAAUCGACAUCCUUGCAGCAUUGACCGGUGUCAGACACGCCGUGGAAUUCCAAGGUGGUGUGGUCUUGAAGGGCUUCUCGACCAUGCUCGUACCCACCGCAAGGGUUCAGGAUAGGGUUCGAUGGCACCUCAUACGAAGCGACGAUGGCAAAUUCCUUUCUUAUGAAGAUGGGAUCCAGCAAUGUCCGAACAGAUUGAUAAUUCACGAGCUCGACUUGAGCGCUGUUCGAUCUACCAGGACGAUCCUCGGCUGGUGUAGCGCGGCCAAACUGUUUCUCGGGAGUGAGACGAUCAACUACGACAACCUUCACUACUCUGGCUCCCAUUUGAAGGACUUCCAUUCGCAUCUCAACGUAUCUGGAGGAUCCUUCGGGUUUUCGCAACUCGGUGUGGGGCAACUCAAUGUCGCUUUCGGUGCCAAAGAUGGGAAAUGCCAUUACGAGAGAAAAGGUGGCCCGUACAACACGAUUGUUGCCAUGGCCGACGACCUGAGAGUACUUCUUUACGAUACCGGCGAAGGAAGAGCAUGGCUUGUACCAGCAUCACAUGUGAUACUACACAUUGCUCAAGCACGGCACCAAGCUGGCUUCUUCGGUGUUGACAAGAGACAAGUCAAGCUGUUCUCGAAGGACACUUCCGAGUGUAGUGCUCGCGAAACGCUCAUUAGGGACGCUAGCACCGUGAUCAUUGCGGACGAGAACUACCGUUUGAGGGACCUCGUUCUCGACAUUUGGUCACUGCUGGAUUAUCUCAUCGCACACAAAGAACCCCAUGACGCGACUCCAGGGAUCGAGCCUAAACUCAGUUUCCGAGAGGAGCUACAUGGCUUUGAAUUCAAGGACGUUGUACGGCAAAGGUCCCCGUUCGAAUUAAAAAGAGGUAGCAUCGCCAAAACUAACGGGGGUUGGGUCGACCUUGUUCACGACAUCGGCGCUCUCACAUUAUUCGCCAACGGUUUUGAAGACCUCAUCAGACCCUCAAACACUUGUCAGGACUUAUGCCGUCACUGGCAAAGUCUUCCCAAAGGGCAUGGCUACCUUGCGGUCACAGUGCAGAUGUUGAAGGACUUGUACGAGGUUGCUGGCUGUCCACUUGAUCGCCGGUUCUUGAGCACUUCAUGCUUACAAUGGCAUCAAAGCUGUUCAAUAUUUGGACAGUGCAAGGCUGGACAGGCAUAUCACUGUGGAUGCAACCGUCUCAGUCAGGUACUCGGAAAACACCACAUGGGCACUAUCAACGGGCCUGGCAGUUUGGGGCCCUACGAAGAAGGCGCUGUAAUCUUCGGCCAGUCGGGCACUCUCUUGGACAACAUUUUCAGCCCGAAAGUCAACCAUAAGCAGGGAUUCUACAGUCAAGAAAAUCAAGAUAUCAGCAUCCGACUAAAGCCAAAAGAUAGCGGACCAAGCGAGUCAUCAAACUCAGACAGCGGCUCAUCUAUUCACCAUUCAGACGCGAGCGAAUGGACGGCUGAUUCAAGCAUUUCUACCAUGCACUCCAAUGAUCACAUUGCUCUUAAGCUCAAGGAGACGAAUGUUGCCACAGAUCUGGGAUGCUGUGAUGUUCAAACCCCCUCAUCAGAACACGACCAAGAACCGGAGUGUCUGGCACCACAGAUGAUAUCCAAUCAGGAAAUUGCCAGAGCUGGACCUCAGAUCCACGGCAUGCUUUCACCCUCGUCGAACCAAGAUUCAUCAAACAGCACUGUUCGUACGCCAAAAGCGCCACUUUCUUCAAAGCCACAGAUUACAGGUGGUGCUGGCUAUAGCCUUCGCCGAAAACAUGGGCAAAGAUAUUUGGGUACAGGUUCGAACGCAGAAAGACAUAUGGCGUAG
Molecule: messenger RNA, 4353 nt
Organism: Diplodia corticola
Lineage: Eukaryota; Fungi; Ascomycota; Dothideomycetes; Botryosphaeriales; Botryosphaeriaceae
Product: pfs domain protein
Exons: 4
Coding region: 1-4353 (1450 amino acids)
Source: RefSeq, a predicted model, not a curated record